UACAGCUAAGGAGAACUAUGGUUGAUUUGGAGAGCGAAGUACCCCGUCUUCCCCCGAGUUAUAGAUUCAGGGACUUACUCCUCGGGGACCAGAAUUUACUAAAUGAUGACAGGGUGCAAGUCGAAUUUUAUGCCAAUGAAAGUACUUUCAAAGAGACACUUAAACUGUUCUUCAUCAAAAACCAAAGAUCAAGCCUGAGAAUACAAGUGUUUGACUUCUCCCUAAAGGUCCUGAGCUGUAUCUUAUACAUGUGUCGCGUAUUGACAGAUGACCCAUCCAAAGGACAUGGCUGGUCUCCCAUAAUGUGGGUCGAACGAAGUCUUCUAAUAUGGCCGUUACAGGUGUCUGUGGCAGUUAUCUGUCUUUUUGAAACUGUUCUAUUGACUUACCUGAGUUACAAGGGCAACAUUUGGGAGCAGAUAAUUCGGUUGACGUUUAUCCUGGAGAUGGUGAACACAGUGCCUUUCCUGCUCACCGUCAUGUGGCUCCCUCUGCGGAACCUUUUCAUCCCAGUGUUCCUGAACUGCUGGUUGGCCAAGCAUGCCUUGGAGAAUAUGAUUAAUGACCUGCAUCGUGCCAUACAGCGAACACAGUCUGCCAUCUUCAACCAGGUGCUCAUCCUCAUCUCCACCCUCUUCUGCCUCAUAUUCACUUGUAUCUGUGGAAUCCAGCACCUGGAGCGGGCGGGCAAGAACCUGACGUUGUUCGACUCCUGGUACUUCUGUGUUGUCACGUUCUCCACAGUGGGUUACGGCGACGUCACGCCCAACGUGUGGCCCUCCAAACUGCUAGUGAUCAUCAUGAUCUCAGUGGCCCUUGUGGUGCUGCCCAUUCAGUUUGAGCAGCUGGCCUACCUGUGGAUGGAGAGACAGAAGUCAGGGGGGAACUACAGCCGUCACCGGGCCCAGACGGAGAAACAUGUGGUGCUGUGUGUCAGCUCCCUCAAGAUAGACCUCCUGAUGGACUUCCUCAAUGAGUUCUAUGCCCACCCCGGGCUGCAGGACUACUACGUCAUCAUCCUGUGUCCGACAGAGAUGGACCCCCAGGUUCGUCGGGUCCUCCAGAUCCCCCUGUGGUCCCAGCGUGUCAUCUACCUCCAGGGGUCAGCCCUCAAAGACCAGGACCUCAUACGGGCCAAACUGGACAAUGCCGAGGCUUGUUUCAUCCUAAGCAGUCGUUGUGAGGUGGACCGCACUGCCGCAGACCAUCAGACAAUUCUGCGAGCUUGGGCUGUGAAGGAUUUUGCUCCAAAGUGCCCCAUUUAUGUCCAGAUUCUGAAGCCAGAGAAUAAAUUCCAUGUGAAAUUUGCAGAUCAUGUUGUGUGUGAGGAAGAAUUCAAGUAUGCCAUGUUGGCCCUGAACUGCAUCUGUCCAGCGACCUCCACCCUCAUAACCCUACUGGUCCACACUUCACAGGGCCUGGAGGGGCAGCAGUCUCCAGAGCAUUGGCACAGGACCUAUGGCAAGUGUUCCGGGAACGAGGUUUACAACAUCGCCAUGAGAGACAGCGUCUUCUUCUCGGAAUACAUGGGGAAAAGCUUCACCUACACCUCCUUCAAAUCCCAUAAGAAGUAUGGUGUGUGUCUGAUCGGGGUGUGCCGGGAGGACAGUAAGAGCAUCCUGCUGAACCCCGGGCCCCAGUUCCGAAUGAGCCCCAAUGAUACCUGCUUCUACAUCAACAUCACCAAGGAGGAGUAUUCUACCUUUAAGACCCAGAGAGAGAGGAUGGUCAGCCGGCCUCGCCUGCCAGUACCCAGUGUCAUUGCUAGCAUGGGCACUGUGGCCAUAGACCUCCAGGACGCAGGCUGCAAGCCCCACUGUGGGCCCACUCUCUGUCUCCCCCCAGAGGACUUUAAGGGUAACAGCAGGAGGCCCAGCAUCAGCCCCGUGCUAGAGGUGCCAGACACUUCCUCUCUGCACACAGGUGACCUCUAUAGCGACCAAUCAGAGGACGAGAACCUGCCCUCCGACGAGGACGUAUCAACUGAGGACUAUGUGAAAGGCUAUUCUCCCAACCUGCCUUACAUCGGGAGUUCUCCAACACUUUGCCAUCUACUGAAGGAGAAAGUACCAUACUGUUGCCUCAGACUGGAAGGGGGUUGUCAGCAUAACAACUUUGAGGACGCCAAAGUGUAUAGCUUUAAGAACAAGCUGAUCAUUGUGUCGGCUGAGACGGCGGGGAAUGGACUAUACAACUUCAUCGUCCCACUUAGAGCUUCCUACAGACUAAAGAAAGAGCUGAACCCGAUUGUGCUGCUCCUGGAUAAUCAGCCUGACACACAGUUCCUGGAGGCUAUCUGUUGGUUCCCGAUGGUGUUCUACAUGGUCGGCUCCAUUGAUAACCUGGAUGACCUCCUGCGCUGCGGUGUGUCCUUUGCGGCCAACAUGGUGGUGGUGGACAAGGAGAGCACCAUGAGUGCAGAGGAGGACUACAUGGCUGACGCCAAAACCAUCGUCAAUGUGCAGACACUGUUCAGGUUGUUUUCUAGUCUCAGUAUCAUCACGGAGCUAACCCACCCAGCCAACAUGAGGUUUAUGCAAUUCAGAGCUAAGGACUGGUACUCUCUGGCUCUCUCUAAACUGGAGAAGAAAGAGCGGGAGAAAGGCUCCAACCUGGCUUUCAUGUUCCGCCUGCCAUUUGCUGCCGGGAGGGUCUUCAGUAUCGGCAUGCUGGACACUCUCCUCUACCAGUCGUUUGUCAAAGACUAUAUUAUCUCCAUCACCAGGCUGCUGCUUGGCCUGGACACCACCCCGGGCUCUGGCUUCCUCUGCUCUAUGCAGAUCUCCGAGGAUGACCUUUGGAUCCAGACGUAUGGAAGGCUCUAUCAGAAACUGUGUUCCACCGUCGGUGACAUUCCCAUCGGCAUCUACAGGACAGAAUCCCAGAUGGCUGAUUCCUCCGAGUCACAGCUCUCGAUAUGUGUCGAGGACUUUGACGACGCCAAGGAGCAGACCGACAUAGAGCUCCCCCCUGUGGCCGGAGGGCUCCACCGCAGCUCCACCUCCAGCGACCCAUCGGACGGGAAGGCCCCCCUGCUGAGGAGGAAGAGCAUGCAGUGGGCACGAAAGCUGAGCUGGAGAGGCCCACGGGGAAACCAGAGGGGGGCUCAGAGGGUGGCCCAACAGGGUCUGAGGGCCAGACGCUCGGAGAGACAGGAGCUGGCUGAGCUGGUCAACAACCGAAUGAAGAGCCUGGGACUCUCUGCCACGGCUUACGAUGACAUGAGCGAGAACCAGAGCACUCAUUCCCACACAUAUGUGUUGAUCAACCCACCUCCUGACACCAAACUGGAACUGAAUGACAUAGUGUAUAUCAUCCGUUCAGAUCCCGUGGGGUAUGUCCCUAAGGCUGGUGACAGCAGGGAGAGUCUGGGAAGCAACACCUGUCUUGCCCAUCUUCCAAGGAGCAUCUUCCAGAGUGACAACAGUAGGAGACGGGGACGGGCAUUUUUGGACAAUCAGAGCCUUUCGAGCAUGCCGCGGAAAGACCCAACACCCUUCCUAAGAAGGCCUGGUUCCAACAGUGUUAAACGGCGAACAAAGGCAUUAAAACGUAAAUAAAUGAAUGAUUUCUUACUCCAAACGGACGGCUGUUUGUGUGCAAAGUAUAUGAUUUACUGUGAGAGUUGUUCCUAAAAUGUAUCAAUGAUAAGUGUCUCCCUAUCUCCCUCUCAAUCUCCUUUGUAAUAAGCUGCCGUAUGUUGUCAGUCCACUAGGGACCUUUUUCUAAUGUAUUAAGUGUGUAUGUUUAUCCUGUGUUAACGAGAUGAUAUCUAAGCUUGCACCCACUACAAGACCUUGGUACUUGCCUAAGGAGCAGCAAGAGGAACUGCCGCUCCCUACCUUCAUGCAAUGCUCAAACCCUACAGUAGUAGGAGGGCUGCUCCCAGUGUUGUUAUAUUGAACACUUCUUCCACACUUACAGUUCCCUAGUAAUGAUAACCAGUUUGAACGAACAGUCAGGCUUUUGGAAAGAAUGAACCAGCGUGUCCCUGAUUGUGUGCGCCUGUCUGUAUGAAAACAGAGCGGAAUUUUCCACCAGAGGCUAGAGCCUCGAUACUGUUUGUGAAAGUCCAGUAUUUCAGGAUUGCACUUUUGAUUUCGUUUGAACGAUGAUUGAAGUCUGUUAUAAAGCACAGCCGUGACAUGCUGUCCUUUUCGGGCUUUUGAGCUAUAAGUGACAAUCUCCCACCAUAAUAAUAGUCUUUUAUCGCUUGCAGGGUUGAUAAUUUAUGAUAUAUAUUUUCAAUCCUCUAGGAUUUUGCCUGUGCUUAUUCCAUUUAUUUUUAUCCUAAAAAACACUCCCUAGUCUUUCGCGAUGCCAAGCAUACAGGGCGGGAGGUGGUUAGAGUGUUGGACUAGUAACUGAAAGGUUGCAAAA
This is a messenger RNA of Oncorhynchus tshawytscha (Chinook salmon), 4380 nucleotides long. RefSeq names its product potassium channel subfamily T member 2-like. The record is from RefSeq and is a predicted model, not a curated record. The transcript is spliced from 29 exons. Gene Ontology annotation, cellular component: membrane. The coding region runs from base 18 to 3560 and encodes 1180 amino acids. Lineage: Eukaryota; Metazoa; Chordata; Actinopteri; Salmoniformes; Salmonidae. Gene Ontology annotation, molecular function: intracellular sodium-activated potassium channel activity. Gene Ontology annotation, biological process: potassium ion transport.